Messenger RNA from Zea mays, 4124 nucleotides. RefSeq names its product phospholipase A1-II 1. The record is from RefSeq and is a predicted model, not a curated record. Gene Ontology annotation, biological process: lipid metabolic process. Lineage: Eukaryota; Viridiplantae; Streptophyta; Magnoliopsida; Poales; Poaceae. The transcript is spliced from 2 exons. Gene Ontology annotation, molecular function: glycerophospholipid phospholipase A1 activity. The coding region runs from base 2745 to 3932 and encodes 395 amino acids.
AAUGUCCACUCUUCUUCUUCUUAACCUUCUUCAACUUAGGACCACUCUUCUCAACAUGACCUCUCUUGAGCUUGAUUGGUUCUUUGACUCAACGCAAGUACUUUCUUCAUUAUCUUAGCUUCAGUACCUAAGUCUUCUUGACCUUCUUCUUUGCUUAGUUUAUUGAAGUCACAUUUCCUUGAUAUCUUCACCUUGUCAAGCUUUUCUUAAGUCAUACCAUCUUGAAUGUAUAUUGGAUAUCCUUCUUCUCUUGUGAUAUACAUGAUCUAUAUUCUGACUCAGCUUCUAUGGAAUAGCACAAUGACCCCAUGUGUUGAACCUUGCAUGCUUCUGACUGAAUUCUUGUUCAACACUUAACAACCAUAUUAGUCUUUUGUUGUGUUGGAAUCUAAACACCAAAACCAACAAAAGGGCUAGAUGCACUUUCAGUAUUAUAGCCUACCAGUAUUAGGGAGCAUCGCUCGAUAGGGUGUAUGUACUGUUUUGGGAACUUGGAUACCACAACCACGAUUGUCAACUCCCUGGUGUAACAACAUUGGGGCUACCUAGCUCCAACGAAUGCACAUUUUCAUCAUCACACCAAACAUGUGAAAGUUGACUAUCACUUUGUUCGUGAACGAGUGAUGUCUCACCAAUUUGAUGUGUGGAUCCUAUCCUCUAAAGAUUAAGUGUUCGAUAUCAUGAUAAGCCUUUGGUUGUUCACUAUUUUAAAAGAUUUAUAAAAAUAUGAACUUAAUUUCACACCGUCCAGAUUGAAUGGGGUGUCAAAGAUAAAAUAUUAUAUAUAGUAUGUAGCAAAGGGUCAUGCGCUAUUGAUUCGGUUGGGCUUGGGGAUACACUCUCUAUUAUUGACAAUACUGCUACCUGCCAUAUAAAUCAUUCUCUUCUACAUUUCUCUUUAUAUAUGAGUACAAUCUAAAUAGGACCUGCCUUGCGCCACUUCAACAUAUAGCAGGAGAAGGUUCAAGUAUUCACUGUUGCUAUAGGUGUACAUUUGGGCCGCCCGGCCCGACCCGGCCCAAGCCCGAAAAGGCCCGUAUUGUUUGAAUUUCGGGCCGGCCCGGCCCGUUUGAAUUUUGGGCCGUGCCGGGCCGGCCCAUGGGCCUAGCCCUCGGCCCACGGCCCGGCCCGUAAUUGCUUAAACGUGCCGGGCUCAUUUUGGGCGGCCCGAAAUUAUAAAAGCCCGAAAUUCAAUUUUUGGCCCGAAAUUCACAUUAGGGCCCGAAAUUCAAUUUUUUGCCCGAAAUUCAGUUUUUAGCCCAAAAUUCACAUUAGAGCCCUAAAUUCAAAAAAUAAUAAAACAAAUAAAAGAUAAGACAAAUAAAUUUGAACAAAAUCAAACUUAAUAUUUGUAUUAAUUAAAGUUACCACAGCUAUGCAAUGACUACCUCAUUUAUAAAUCAUUUGUUCAUAACAAAAGCAAAAAUUACAUCACACACUCUAAUUCAAAGCUACAAAAAAUAUCUAACUAGCAUUAUCUCUAGCUUUAUGUUCUUUAUCAAGUAUAUGAAAGUGUGAAAUUAAGUGUGGUUUUAAUAAAUAUAUGGGCCUUUUCGUGCCUCUAUAUGGGCCAUUUCGUGCCUGCCUUAAAUGGGUCGUGCCCGUGCCCGCCCAUGGGCCGUGACCUCGGCCCAAACCCGGCCCGAUAUAACGGGUCGUGCCGGCCCGGCACUAAAUUAUUUCGGGCCGUGCCGUGCCUGGGCCGUGCUUUUUUUCCGUGCUUCGGGCCGGUCCAUCAGGCCCGGCCCAAAUGUACACCUAUAACUGUUGCCUACUGGUCAUAGGUAGGGCUGAAAGUUGGGUCGUUCGUGCUAGCAUGGCUCGAGCCUAUCGUGCUUCAGGCUAAUCUUUUUCGUGCCAGCACGACAUGAAAUAAUUUCGGGAUGGGUCGUGCAGUGCCUAGAUACUAAAAGCUAGGUCUGGCCCGAAGCACGACAGGCCGAUGAUCAUGUCGAGACGGCCCAAGCACAGCACAGAUAAAAAAACUUGUAUAUAUCUAAAAAUACAUCCUCAGAAUAUUCAUGACUUUGCUAUAGACUAAAAUCAUAUGUGAAAAGAAAUCAAUAUUUUUAUAACUUUUGUGAAGAGAUAAAAAAUAUUGGAGCAUGAAAUAACCAUUUAGACACUAGUUUUCUAAUUCGUGUCUCACUUCAUGUCGUGCUGGCCCAAACAUGGUCCAUCUAGUCGUGUCGUGUCGUGCGUGCCGCCCAUCGUGCCUAAGAUUGAGGCACCAUUUAGGUCGUGUCGGCCCGAUCCAUUUUUUUAUGUUGGACUGUGUUUUGAGCUCUUAUUUUCGUGUCGUGUCGUGCCGUGCCGGUCCUAAAUGGCCCGGCCCAAACUUUCGGGUCAAGUCGUAGGAGUUAUUGCCUACUGGUCCUAUGAGGUAUUUGCUUAUCUUGAGGGGGAAGGCUGCACAUUAUUUGCCUCCCCUACUUCAUCUGGUUAGUACGGUUGGCAAGGCAUAAAGAUAAAUGGUGUAUUUCUCUUUAUGUCCUUAUUUGGUCCGCGCAAAGCUUCUUUAUGCUUUGAAAUCCAGGAUGCAUGUUGCCCAAGGUAGCCGGCAGAUCGAUAGGCUGAAAGAAUGACAGGGGAGCUUCUAUUCUUCAAGCAUACUGAACUGCAAAUCUGAUGGACAAGCUACCACCUAUCAUACCUAUAUAUGUGCAGGUGGAGCAUGAAGUUCUGGUUUCUUGUAGCAUGUUGAAAACCAAAUUAGCAAGAGAGAGAGGGCACACACUGCAAAGAUGAGUCUCAUAAGAGGGAUGGGCAACGUUGCCAAGAGAUGGAAAGAACUCAAUGGCUUGAAUUACUGGAAGGGCCUAGUUGAUCCGCUCGACCUCGACCUCCGUAGGAACAUCAUCAACUACGGUGAGCUCUCCCAGGCAACCUACACCGGGCUGAACAGGGAGAGAAGAUCAAGGUACGCUGGGUCUUGCCUCUUCAACCGCAGAGACUUCCUCAGCAGGGUGGAUGUAUCAAACCCGAACCUGUAUGAGAUCACGAAGUUCAUAUACGCGAUGUGCACUGUCAGCUUACCUGACGGGUUCAUGGUCAAGUCUCUCUCAAAGGCUGCAUGGAGCAGGCAGUCGAAUUGGAUGGGGUUUGUUGCAGUAGCUACGGACGAGGGCAAGGAACUGCUUGGGAGGCGGGACGUGGUGGUGGCGUGGCGUGGCACCAUACGGAUGGUAGAGUGGGUCGAUGAUCUUGAUAUUUCCUUGGUGCCUGCUUCGGAAAUAGUUCUUCCAGGCAGCGCAGCCAACCCCUGUGUGCAUGGAGGGUGGCUUUCAGUCUACACGAGUGCUGAUCCAGGGUCACAGUACAACAAAGAGAGCGCAAGACAUCAGGUGUUAAACGAGGUGAAAAGGAUACAGGAUCUGUACAAGCCAGAGGAGACGAGCAUCACCAUAACAGGCCACAGCCUAGGAGCAGCACUUGCCACCAUCAACGCAACCGACAUCGUCUCCAACGGCUACAACAGGAGCUGCUGCCCUGUGUCCGCGUUCGUAUUCGGGAGCCCCAGAGUCGGAAACCUUGAUUUCCAGAAGGCGUUCGACAGCGCGGCGGACCUGAGGCUGCUCCGCGUCCGGAACUCUCCCGACGUGGUCCCCAAAUGGCCAAAGCUAGGGUACAGUGAUGUCGGCACAGAGCUGAUGAUCGACACAGGAGAAUCGCCGUACCUGAAGGCCCCUGGAAACCCCCUGACAUGGCAUGACAUGGAGUGCUACAUGCACGGGGUCGCUGGGGCUCAGGGGAGCAGCGGAGGGUUCGAGCUGUUGGUCGAUCGGGACGUUGCUUUGGUGAACAAGCAUGAAGAUGCCCUGAGAAAUGAGUUCGCUGUCCCACCGUCGUGGUGGGUGGUGCAGAACAAAGGUAUGGUGAAAGGCAAGGAUGGCCGGUGGCAUCUGGCCGACCAUGAGGAGGAUGAUGACUGAUGUAACCUGUCAACUCAUCUUCUACCAGUUUGUUACCAGAGAACACAUGUAUCGUUGUGUUUAAAACUGUACCUGACUGAUUUUCUGUAUCCAAAUCAUAACUUCCGUUGGCUUUUAUCGGUUGUAAUAAAGCCUGAAUACACAUGCUUGCAUAGUUGGAUUAAUUAUUACGAAACAGUUUUUUUCCAUUUA